Molecule: messenger RNA, 714 nt
Organism: Didymodactylos carnosus
Lineage: Eukaryota; Metazoa; Rotifera; Eurotatoria; Philodinida; Philodinidae
Source: the annotation of a GenBank genome assembly
AUGGCAUUCUCGUGUGGUGUUAAAUUUUCUCGAGCACUAUUAUUUUUCUUAAAUUUAAUAUUUCUAAUAUUUGGCAUAGUCCUUUUGGGUUUUGGUAUUUUUAUCAAAACUGAUAAAGAUUUUAAAACUAUCUUAACUACAUUGUUUAAAACAACAGAUGUAGAAGGCUCAGCAAUAAGAUCUUUGGCAUAUAUUAUGAUCAUCGUUGGUGUUAUUACAGUAAUAAUAGCAGGAUUCGGUUUUAUGGGUGCAUUGUGGAAAAAUCGUUGUUUUUUGUAUAUGUAUGCUGUUAUUCUUGCCAUUUUGAUUAUUGCCGAAUUAGUUGGUUUCAUAUUGGCUUUCUGGUACAAAGGUAAAUUAGAAGAAGUUUAUAAUAAUGAUUUACUUGAAGUAUUCAACAAAGCAUAUACUAAAAACGAAACGGAUACGCAGAAAGCAAUUGAAAGUAUAGAAGAGCGAUUUAAAUGCUGUGGAAUUAGUGGUCCCAAUGACUAUACCAAACUGAAUCUAACAGUACCUUCAGCAUGUUUCAUAUGCGGGGGGCCACAAACGUGUACCGGCUGUGCUUCAAAAAUUAUAGAUUUUUUGAAAGAUAAAUUACCAAUAUUUGGUGGAAUAUUGGGUGGAUUUUUACUAAUUGAAAUAUUUGGUGUUGUAUCAGCGAUAAGUCUCGGUGUAGCUAUUUCACAUUCACCAGACAGAUAUUCGUCAUAG